Penicillium verrucosum is the source of this 1104-nucleotide messenger RNA. RefSeq names its product terpene cyclase. Gene Ontology annotation, molecular function: carbon-oxygen lyase activity, acting on phosphates. The transcript has a single exon. Lineage: Eukaryota; Fungi; Ascomycota; Eurotiomycetes; Eurotiales; Aspergillaceae. The record is from RefSeq and is a predicted model, not a curated record. Bases 1 to 1104 code for a protein of 367 amino acids.
AUGGAGCGCAUUACACCCCAACAGCUCAGCGACAUUCUUGUCGAUUUUCUCGAUAAGUUCUCUUAUCAGGACGACGUCUGUCUUUCUAGAUCCGAUUUUCAAGCACUGCAAGACUAUGCCUCAGCUUUUCUGCCCCAUGACAAGAGGAUAGUGGCAGGCAUGAGCGAGUACGCCCACGCAACGUUUCCAUUUCUACCACUCGAGAUACGCCAAAAGGCAGUUGUCUACGACGCCUACCAAAUGUCAGUUGAUGACCUCGACUAUGAAGAGCAUGAUAGCUUAGACGGACUGUGUCCCCAGUUAUCCGCUCAGACUAAGAUCCAACACCCCGUCUGGCAGGGGUUCUUUGAGUCCCUACCUGACUUUCUCAAAUUCUACGGCCCCUACUGUCAAACUACCAUUCUCCGUGGGGCUCUCGAGUUUAUUCAAGCCACCACAGUGGAGCGCACUCUUUUUCGGGGUUACGCAGGCUCCAAGUUCCCCGACUACGUGCGGCGCAUGUCGGCCCAGGGCCCCGUACAGGGCGCGGUGUGCUUCCCUGAGCAGGAAUUUCCUCAGAAAGAGUACCUGUCUGCUAUAGCAUCAGUUGAAGCAGAGUUGGAGGAUUGGGUUGGCACUGUUAACGAUCUCUUCUCAUUUUACAAGGAGAGUGAUACGGCUGUCGACCGCAUCAACUAUCCACUGAAUGUAUCUGCAUGCACUGGACGCGCACUCACAGAGGUACUCUGGGAGACCUCCGAUAUUGCACUUGCAUGCAAGAGGCGCAUGGAGUCUAUUCUAGACUCUGCAGGCAAAGAGAGUGUCCGCCGCCGUGUACAGGAAUUCCUCACCGGCUAUGUUCGGUACCAUCUCGCGUGCGAUAGAUAUCGCAUCGGCGAACUUUGUGAGAAAUCAGGUGACAUAGAUCUUCUUGCAUAUUACAAUAUGAGCCGACGAGCCGUUGGGGCUUUGCACGGUCCAUUUGUACCUGCGCACCCGAGCCAUCGUAAACGGGUUGAUUCUGCCAAUGAAAUGUCUGAUACACUGGGUGUUACUGGGAAAGACCCAUGGUCCUUCGCUUGGAUGUGGACUUUGUUUACAAAGGUGUUGCCUUUCAGGCUAUAG